Eutrema salsugineum is the source of this 3404-nucleotide messenger RNA. Its product is annotated as NF-X1-type zinc finger protein NFXL1. Gene Ontology annotation, molecular function: DNA-binding transcription factor activity, RNA polymerase II-specific; zinc ion binding; RNA polymerase II transcription regulatory region sequence-specific DNA binding. The record is from RefSeq and is a predicted model, not a curated record. Bases 94 to 3366 code for a protein of 1090 amino acids. The transcript is spliced from 2 exons. Gene Ontology annotation, biological process: regulation of DNA-templated transcription. NCBI's taxonomy places the organism in Eukaryota, Viridiplantae, Streptophyta, Magnoliopsida, Brassicales, Brassicaceae. Gene Ontology annotation, cellular component: nucleus.
UCUCUCUCUCAAAUCGAGAGAGAUUUCGCCAGAAAUUGUUCGCGCUGUGUUUCUUCUUCGCCAUUUUCUUCCCAGAAAUUGCUCCAAGAGAUAAUGAGCUCACAAGUCAGGAGAGAUCGUCGAGAAAGGUCAAGAUUCACUACUCCAAAUGCUCAGAAAACAUGGGUGCCAAAAGAAACUUCAUCUACCUCGGUGGUGGUUAACGAGACUUCUUUUCCUCUGAAUACAAAUACAAAUUCUGGAAGCUUUGAUGCUGGACUCCAUUCUAAUUAUCCGAACCAAAGAAGUAGUGUCCUGGGCCCUCCUCCUUUAAGCCGCCAAAGGAGGAAUCAUGCUGCGAGAUCUGUUCCAGAAAACCACCAGAGAGGUCGUUCUAGGGGUCGCUUGGGUCAGACUGUGAAUAAGGGAAAAAUGCCGAAUAAAAACAGGAAUGGGGAUAUAGAGAGUACUGUGUUGACAGACCCAAAUCUGCCUCAACUUGUGCAAGAGAUACAGGAUAAGCUAAUGAAGAGCUCUAUUGAGUGUAUGAUUUGUUAUGACAUGGUUAGACGGUCUGCUAAUAUCUGGUCUUGCUCCAGUUGUUACUCCAUUUUCCAUCUGGAAUGUAUUAAGAAAUGGGCCAGAGCACCGACUUCGAUUGAUUUGCUGGCGGAUAAAAAUCAAGGUAGUAAUUGGAGAUGUCCAGGUUGUCAGUCUGUUCAGUUGACAUCGUCAAAGGAGAUUAUGUAUCGAUGCUUUUGUGGAAAGAGGAAAGACCCACCAAGUGAUCCAUAUCUGACUCCUCACUCUUGUGGAGAUCCAUGUAGGAAGCCGCUGGAGAAAGAGUUUGCAACAGGUGAGAUGGCAAAAGGAAAUAAUUGUCCUCAUGUUUGUGUAUUGCAGUGUCAUCCUGGUCCAUGCCCUCCGUGUAAGGCGUUUGUCCCACCUCGUAGUUGUCCUUGUGGGAAGAAGAUGAUCUGGACUAGAUGCUCUGAACGAAAAUCUGAUCUUACUUGUGAGCAGAGUUGCGGAAAGCUUCUCAAUUGUGGUCGUCAUCAAUGUGAAAGGGCAUGUCAUAUUGGGGAAUGUGAUCCUUGUCAGGUACCAGUCAACGCCUCCUGCUUUUGUAAGAAAACUAUAGAGAAUGUCCUUUGCGGCGAUAUGAAUGUUAAGGGAGAGGUUAAAGCAGAAGAUGGUGUGUUUUCAUGCAAUUUGAACUGUGAAAAAGACCUUGAGUGUGGUAAUCAUUCUUGCCCUGAGGUUUGCCACCCUGGGCCUUGUGGGGACUGUGAUUUUAGGCCCAGUAGAAUUAAGACAUGUUAUUGUGGGAAAACGGGUUUGCAAGAGGAGAGGUGGAGUUGCCUUGAUCCGAUUCCUUCUUGCUCAAAUAUUUGCAGCAAGCGUCUUCCUUGUGGGCUGCAUAACUGCAGUGAGACGUGCCAUGCAGGUGAUUGUCCGCCUUGUUUAGUUCAAGUCAGGCAGAAAUGCCGGUGCGGUUCAACAUCUCGAACUGUGGAAUGCUACAAAACAGUUUCAGACAUGGAGGAGUUCAUUUGUGCCAAACCAUGUGGCCGUAAGAAAAACUGCGGGAGGCAUAGGUGUAAUGAGCGUUGCUGCCCUCUGUUGAACCACCCUAAGAAUGCUGAUCUGUCUGAUGAUUCUGGUCUGCACCUUUGCCAAAUACCUUGCGGGAAGAGGCUAAGGUGCGAACAGCAUUCCUGUGAAACUCUCUGUCACUGUGGCCAUUGUCAUCCUUGUCUCGAGAUGAUUUUCACAGAUCUUGCAUGUGCAUGUGGGAAAACUUCGAUACCUCCGCCGUUACCAUGUGGGACUCCUGUCCCGAGUUGUCAGCUUCUGUGCUCGGUUCCGCAGCCUUGUGGGCAUUCCGCUACACAUGAUUACCAUUUCGGGGAUUGUUUGCCUUGUUCAGUGCCUGUGGAGAAGAAAUGCAUUGGCGGUCACGUUGUUCUCAGGAACAUACCUUGUGGGUUAAAAGACAUCAGGUGUAACAAAAUCUGCGGAAAGACAAGACGUUGUGGCAUGCAUGCUUGUGCCAGGACUUGUCACCCUGAACCUUGUGGCAACGGCGAUCAAGAAUCUCAAGCUGGUCUGCGUGUUACUUGUGGACAGACUUGCGGUGCUCCCAGAAGAGACUGCAGACACACUUGUGCAGCGCUGUGCAAUCCUUCUAGGCCUUGUCCUGAUCAGAGAUGUGAGUUUCCACUCAAAAUAACUUGCUCAUGUGGUCGCAUAACAGCUACAGUCCCUUGUGACGCUGGAGGAGGAAGUGCUGCUGGUUUUAACGGUGACUCUGUCUACGAAACUUCCAUUUUGCAUAAGCUUCCGGUGCCGCUUCAACCUGUUGAGUUAAAUGGAAAAAGGAUCCCUCUUGGGCAGAGAAAGCUUACUUGUGAUGAAGAGUGCGCUAAGCUAGAGCGUAAACGGGUUCUUCAAGAUGCAUUUGAUAUCACGCCUCCAAAUCUAGACCCUUUACAUUUUGGUGAGAAUUCCACCUUGACUGAGAUCAUUUCUGAUCUUUAUAGACGUUACCCUAACUGGGUGCUAGCAGUUGAGGAGCGGUGCAAAUUCCUGGUGCUUGGAAAGGCCAGAGGUAGCACAAGUAGUGCCCUAAAGCUCCAUAUCUUCUGCCCUAUGGAAAAGGAUAAAAGAGAAGCGGUUCGGUUGAUAGCUGAGAGGUGGAAUCUCGCUGUUAGCAACGCAGGGUGGGAACCAAAACGCUUUAUCGUGGUUUACGUUACACAGAAGUCGAAACCCCCGACUAGGAUCAUCGGAGUCAAGGGAGUUGUAUCAGCAGGUGGGCCACACUCACCUGCCUUUGAUCCACUAGUUGAUAUGGAUCCUCGGCUCGUGGUUAGUUUUCUUGAUCUCCCGAGGGAAGCUAACAUCAGCGCCUUGGUGUUGAGAUUUGGAGGCGAAUGCGAGCUUGUUUGGCUCAAUGACAAGAAUGCAUUAGCAGUGUUCCACGAUCCUGCUCGAGCAGCAACUGCCAUGAGAAGGCUUGAUCACGGAUCUGUGUACCAAGGAGCUGUUGUCUUUGUACAGAACCCGAGGCAAUCUCCUUCGCUUAGUAACGCAUGGGGAAUACAGGACGGUUCAGUUAAAGAAGUUCAGAGAGGAAACCCGUGGAAUAAGGCUGUGAGUAACAAGUCUGAUGCAAAUUCCUCCACUGGAGGGUCUGUGUGGAAAUCAACAAAGGAUAACAAAUUGAUCGCUCCUUUAGGCAACCGUUGGAGCGUUCUUGAGCGCAAGAAGGCUGUUUCGUUGGAGCCUCUAGCUCAGACCGAAGGGACAAAUAGUUCAAAAGCUGCUGGUAAACAACCGGAAGAGACCCAAGUGGUUGAUGACUGGGACAAAGUAUGCGACUGAUAGUAAGAAGAUUAAGAAGACUAAACGCCAAUGAAGCU